UAUAAAAGAAAUUCAUAUUAUAUUAUAAAUAAAAAAUUAUAAUGUUAUGUAAAUUUUUGUAAAAAUACAUUACAUAACGAAAAUAAAUAUUUUUUCAUAUUAUUACUGCAUAUUUAUAACAUUUAAUCAUGACUGAUACAUCAGAAGUAAAACAUGAAGAAAAGUUAACACAAAAAAGACCUCAGUUUGGAAACCGCGUUUUAUCAAAUGAUGAUGACGUGUUUUGUCAUAAUGCAUGGGAUAAUGUUGUUUGGAAUAAGGAACAGGAAGAAUUAGCCCAAAUCAAAGUAAAUGAUAAUUCCAUUGUUACAUUAUCAAUGGAAACAUUAUUGAAAUAUGAGAAUGAAGCUGAUAAAUAUUGGAACAAAUUUUAUGGAAUUCACAAUAAUAGAUUUUUUAAAGAUAGACAUUGGUUGCUCACAGAAUUUCCAGAAUUAGCUCCUGACACAGUAAAACAGAACCAUAUGCAACCAAUGAGAGCUAUUGUCACAAAUGAUCAUAAUAGCGAUGAAGAUACAUAUACACAUGUUCUUAAUACACCAUGUAUAGCUUCAAAUAAAAUCUUAGAAAUUGGUUGUGGUGUAGGAAAUACAGUAUUUCCAAUACUUUUAUAUAAUACAGAUCCAAACUUGUUUGUGUAUUGUUGUGAUUUCUCUACAAAAGCAAUUGAUAUAUUACAACAGAAUCCGGCUUAUGAUACAACAAGAUGCAAAGCAUUUGUUCUUGAUGUAACCCAAGAAGAAUGGAUAGUACCAUUUGAACCUGAAAGUCUUUACAUAAUUGUCCUAAUAUUUGUUCUUUCAGCUAUACAUCCAGAUAAGAUGAAACAUGUUAUUAAAAAAAUAAAUCUCUAUUUAAAACCUGGAGGAUUAGUUCUGUUUAGAGAUUAUGGAAGAUAUGAUUUAACACAAUUGAGAUUUAAGAAAGGUAGUUGUUUAUCAGAAAAUUUUUAUGUUCGUGGAGACGGUACUAGAGUAUACUUUUUUACACAAGGUGAUGUAAGAACAUUAUUUACUAGUAAUGGUUUCAUUGAAGAGCAAAAUUUAGUCGACAGGAGAUUACAAGUAAAUCGAGGAAAACAACUAAAAAUGUAUAGAGUUUGGGUUCAAGGAAAAUACCGUAAAAAAUAUAUUGAUGAUAUAGGAUACAGAGAUAUAGAAUAAGCCAGAAAUAAUAUUUUAUCUAUUUUUAUUAAAGUUUAUAUUCGACAUAAUUUAACAAUAAUUUAAGUAACAUCAGAAAGUAAUUAAACAAUAAAAAUAACAUCAUAAUAAAAAA
This is a messenger RNA of Vespa crabro (European hornet), 1278 nucleotides long. RefSeq names its product tRNA N(3)-methylcytidine methyltransferase METTL2 (gene Mettl2). The record is from RefSeq and is a predicted model, not a curated record. The transcript has 6 exons. NCBI's taxonomy places the organism in Eukaryota, Metazoa, Arthropoda, Insecta, Hymenoptera, Vespidae. Bases 129 to 1163 code for a protein of 344 amino acids. Gene Ontology annotation, molecular function: tRNA (cytidine-N3)-methyltransferase activity.